GUGGAGUUGGCCCGCUUCUAAUCCUUAUUGCAAUGCGCAAAGACGCACAAAACCCAAUGAGCGUUAGGAGAUUACGAAAACCAGAUGCAAAUUAUUCACAUGUGUUGUGUUUAGCAAUAAAAUACAACUGUGUGUGAUGGUAAUCCGCGCAAAGUCGUCUUAUUCUUCUGUUGACUAAUUGGGCACUUUGAGCAACAUCUUGUUUCAGCAUUGCGCUCCCACGCAAAUUUAGCGCGAAGUCUCUUUGGUUUGGCCCACCCGUGUCUGGUUGGCAGAGCGACAGCGCGUCUCUGCCUGGAAGGGGUUAGAGGGUUUGCUUGUUUCCAGUGCUGCUCAUUCUCUCUCAAGGAGGAGGAACGAGAGGAGCGCGCAACCAAAGCAGCAGAGUUUGGAGACCCACAGUAUUCAGAUCGGAUGUUGAGACCUUCACGCCAAUGAGAACCUGCUAAAUAUACCCACCGGUGCCUGUCCACGCGCGACAGAGGACGGAAAUCAGUCAUUUAAGGGAGUGACCCGACUGCGCGCCCGCAGAAGCGCCCACAACCCAGCUGGCAACGGAGACGCGCUGUCAAGUCCCUCUAGACUUUGGAUUAUGAAAUUGUAGCUACUACGGCGCUGGUUUAUUGAGAGUUUGCAGACUGAGGAUGAAGUGUUUUGUUCUGCACGGUAUGGAAAAGAAGUCACCGGUGUGUAAGUGACAGGAUGCGCUCCGCCUGACGCGCUCUCUCCAGCCUCAUACAAACUACCGUGUGGAUUCAGAAAUAUCAAGUACAAAAUCCAGAGGAUUUAAGUGAACAGACCGAAGUGUUUGAGGAUGUAUUGGCUUUUGCUGUUUGUGACUCUAACGGGCUUGUCCGUCGUUCGCGCUCUAACGGAAAGUCCCUGCGGUUCAACAAUCACGAUCAACAGCGCCGGGUAUGUGACCUCUCCCGGUUACCCGACUGGAUACCCGGUAAACCAGCAGUGCACGUGGCUGAUCCAAGCGCCAGAUCCACAGCAGAAGAUUCUCAUUAACUUCAACCCGCACUUCGACCUGGAGAGCAGGGAAUGCAAGUAUGAUUUUGUACAGGUGUUUGAUGGUGCAGAUGAGCAGGCUUUCUCUCCUGGGAGGUUCUGCGGCAAAAUCGCUCCAUCUCCAAUCAUCUCUAGUGGAAACGCUCUGCUCAUUAAAUUCACCUCUGACUAUGAAAGCACAGGUGCUGGAUUCAGCAUCCGCUACGAGAUACACCGUACAGGUACUGAAUGUUCCAGAAAUUUCACGGCACCACAUGGAGUAAUUCAAACCCCUGGUUACCCUGAAAAGUACCCGAACAAUCUCGAGUGCACCUUUAUCAUCUUCGCACCCAAGAUGGCAGAGAUCGUCCUGGACUUCCAGAGCUUCAGUAUGGAACCAGACACAACUGCACCUGCUGGGGCUGUCUGCAGAUUUGACUAUCUGGAGAUUUGGGACGGAUAUCCAACAGUCGGUCCUCAUAUUGGUCGGUACUGUGGCUCUAGGCACCCGGGCCAUAUUAUCUCCUACACGGGCGUUCUCUCUCUCAGUAUCCACACAGAUAACGCCAUCGCCAAGGAAGGAUUUUCAGCCUACUACAGCAUCCGAAGCACCCCGGAGCCAUCCCAGGAGCACAAUGGUGAAUGCAUGUCUCCUUUAGGGAUGGCAAGUGGUGAGAUCACAGAUGACAGAAUCACUGCAUCCUCACAGUAUAAUCCCAGCUGGUCUCCAUUGCGCUCCAGACUUCAAUACCCUGACAACGGAUGGACGCCAUCAGAUGACUCGGCUAAGGAAUGGAUACAGGUGGAUUUGGGGUUCCUGCGGUAUGUGACGGCCAUAGGAACACAAGGUGCCAUAUCGAAGGAAACUAAAAAAGCUUAUUUUGUCAAAACGUACAAGAUAAGUGUGAGCUCAAAUGCAGAGGACUGGAUCAUAAUCAAAGAUAAAACCAAACAGAUUGUGUUUCAGGGAAAUCAAAAUCCCACGGAUGAGGCGAUAGCCCUGCUGCCCAAACCCACCCUCACACGUUACGUACGGAUUCGACCUUUGACCUGGGAACAGGGCAUCUGUAUGCGUUUUGAGGUGUAUGGCUGUAAAAUAUCAGAUGCUCCAUGCUCCAGUAUGUUAGGGAUGGUUUCGGGUCAGAUUUCUGACGCUCAAAUCUCGGUGUGGCCUGCAGCAGAGAGGGGCUGGCUUCCCGAACAGGCCCGGCUGCUGACCGGGCGUACGGGCUGGGUGGUUGCUCACCCGCAGGUUCUUGGGAAGAACCAAUCACUGGAGCUGGAUCUGGGAGCCCAGCGGAUGGUAACGGGUCUCAUCAUGCAGGGAGGCAAAUAUAGAGACAUGAAUAUUUUCAUCAAACGCUUCAGAGUCAUGUAUAGCACUAAUGGAACUGACUGGACUUACAUACAGGAGGAGGACAGCAACAAAGUGAAGGUGUUUACGGGUAACUUAAACCAAGAUACCCCAGAAGUGCGUACAUUUGAUCCAGUGAUUAUGCGAUUCCUGCGUGUCUAUCCUGAACGGGGCACAACUGAAGGCAUGGGGUUAAGACUGGAGGUUCUAGGGUGUGACCUGCAUGAGCCCACAACACCUUUCCCCAUCACAACCACUAUGGAAACCACCGCAGCUCCAGUCACGAAUGUCUCAUCGAAUAUUCUAACAACUAGCUUCCUUCCAACGACAACAAUGGAGAAUUGUGACGAUGACGGCAACUGCCAUAGCGAUACAGAGAUAGACUACAAUCCAACAGAGACUGAAGUGGCCGAGCCAUUUCUGGAGAUCGAGUCAGUACCUGAAUACAUCUGGUUUGCCUGUGACUUCGGCUGGCCUGAUAACCCCUCCUACUGUGGGUGGAGUCAAGAUGUUGGGGAAGGUGCUGAAUGGCACAUAAGGAACAACAGCAAGCUGUUUGAUCGCAAACUGCCUAAUUUAGACCACACAGGGAGGCCUCAGAACUUCAUUUAUGCAGCUUCUGUUACAAACCCACAAACAGAGAUGGAGAGAAAUACCGAAACAGAGACAGAAGGAGAGAAUGUGAGAAAAGAAUGGGUGGCCCGACUGGCCAGUUUACCAGUCACGGCCCCGGAUUCAGACCUGUGCAUGUCUUUCUGGUACCACUUCACGGAGAAACACAAAGGAACGCUGGGCAUCAAACAGAGAAUAGAGCAGGAAGAUGAAGAGGGAAUCAGAAAAAUCACUGAGCUUCGAAUCCGCUCUAUAGACGGACAGGUGAAGGGAAGAUGGAGGGAAGGAAGAGUCGUGAUCCCCAGUGCCGACACACCAUAUCAGGUGAUCAUUGAGGCUCAUGUUGAAUCUGGUUAUAUCUCAGUGGAUGAUAUAAAGAUACUGGAUGAAGUGACUCCAGAAGAGUGCAAAGACCCAGAAUAUAAAGGAAUUACUGAAGAUGAUAUCGAUGCAGAGGACAAAAAACCUGACGAAGAUGACAUUGAUAACUGUGAGGGGGGCGACGAGGCCCUGUGGGGUUUUGGACGCGGUUCCAUGCUGAAGACUUUGGACCCCAUUCUGAUCACCAUCAUCGUGAUGAGCGCAGUGGGAGUUCUGCUGGGCGCCGUGUGCGGGGUUCUGUUCUACUGCGCGUGUGCGCACACAUCCAACCGAAACCUCUCGGCUCUUGAGAACUACAACUUUGAGCUGGUGGACGGAGUCAAACUAAAAAAGGAAAAACUCAGUGCACAGAAGUCUUACACAGAGGCGUGAGAAAUUGUCGAAGGAACGUUUUUUUGGAACGUCAUUGCAGACUGAGGCGUUUUAUUCUCAGGAUGUGCAGGAAGAGGGACUGGCCUCUAGAGGGCGCUAUGUAAAGAUUGUACAGCCAGAUGAUUGUCUAUUUGUUUGUUUGUUUGUAAAUUUGUUGCUGGUGCUGAGACCAAGACAAAAAUAUGUAUCUUCUCACACAGUUUUUUCUACGAGACCCUUUUUUUGUGAGGCAUAGCUGGAUUUACAGUGUUACUGUAGUGUUUAGAAAUGUAUGUUUAAGUUUGUUCGACUCACACUUCAUUCCAAUGGUGCCUUUAAAUGUGGUUUUGUUGCCUUUUUACAGUUGCUCAGUCAGACGUCAGAGUGUUAAAUGUCGAGUGUUACACCUUGUGAGUCAUUUUACAUGAACACAUUAAGUUUAACAAAACAAAACAAUAGAUAUACUGUUUAAAAAAUAUAUUCAGCUUGUUAAAACUGGUUGAACUUGUCCAUAGUUAUAAACUAGGACACCUGUAUGAACUUGGGAACUGACUUCAUACAUAUGCUAAAAUGACCUGGGACCGGUUGUUUGUGAAAAGAAAAAUGGCUCGGAAUAGUAAAACGUUUAUUUAUAUAAAGUUGAUAUUAACAUCGGGAUUGGCAGAGGGCAUAGUCUGGAUUAGUAAAGCCUGGCUUAAUGGCUAAAGUGAGAUUAAACAGACCCUGCCCUCUGACAGGAUUAUUUGCUUUUCUUUUAAAAUAGUUAAAAUAGUAAGGGUUUGUAGUUUUGUACCAGAUAUCAUGCAUCUCGGUUUUGCUUCUGUACAUCUGCUAAUAAAUGUCAUCGCGAUCCAGAGGAUCAUCUGUAAAAAUAUGGAGGGUCUUCUAGACUGCCAGCAGCCAGAUGGACCUCCUGAGACGCAUGGGGGAGAUGUUUACUGUGGGAGUAAAACUGAAGCCUAAAUGAAAACAAAGAGAACUGAUGUAAGACCUGCCCAUCCUGGAUAUUAAGAGUCAGAAAGGCACAAACUGUUUAGUGCACAAAAGCUGAGAUGACUGUACUGAAAAUGAGAUCCAUUUGACACACAAGAACAUGCAGUUUCGCUUCGACAACUGAGAGGCGAUGCCAAACAGCUUUUUCUCACCGAAGUGAACCAAUCUAUGUAAUUUUGCACUGAGAAUUAUAUUUAAUGAAGAAUUUAGACGGUAAUAAAAGUGUUAAUGACUUAAAAUUGAAAGAGAGAUCCAGCUGUCUGUGUAAUAGCUUACUUUUUUAAUGUUAUUUAAAAUAUUUUUCUUAAAUGUGA
Messenger RNA from Misgurnus anguillicaudatus (oriental weatherfish), 4998 nucleotides. RefSeq names its product neuropilin-1a. Gene Ontology annotation, biological process: positive regulation of endothelial cell migration; positive regulation of filopodium assembly; sprouting angiogenesis. Lineage: Eukaryota; Metazoa; Chordata; Actinopteri; Cypriniformes; Cobitidae. The record is from RefSeq and is a predicted model, not a curated record. Gene Ontology annotation, cellular component: axon; plasma membrane; focal adhesion. Gene Ontology annotation, molecular function: semaphorin receptor activity; vascular endothelial growth factor receptor activity; vascular endothelial growth factor binding.